AUGGCUUCCCAACAAGACUCGGCUCCACCAGCUGGAUUCAAUAUUGGACACCGUCACUCGCUGACCAUCGAGACCAACCCGCUCCACUUGUUGCCUUCCAAUAUGCGACGCUUCUCGCAAGCUGACACCGCCCGUCACCCAGCGGCUCCACUGCUCUCAAAACUCGCCGCCGCCCGUCAACAAAUUCCAGAAUCGGUAUCGGAGAAGAAGGACGAGGAGAAGGCGGAGAAGAAGUGA
Molecule: messenger RNA, 237 nt
Organism: Caenorhabditis remanei
Lineage: Eukaryota; Metazoa; Nematoda; Chromadorea; Rhabditida; Rhabditidae
Exons: 3
Coding region: 1-237 (78 amino acids)
Source: RefSeq, a predicted model, not a curated record